AACUAACUAACUAGUUAACUAACUAUUUACUACCUAGGUAAAUUGGAUGCUGCCUAGGAGGCAAUCUGGACCAAUCCUCGGCAUCUCGGAUGCUACAACCCAACCAAUCAACUGCAAACACUAGCGAGCGUGGUGGGAUGCAACGCGGCCAGAUCAACCGACUCGAAUUGGGAGAAGGCAGAAGUGACUUCGGCCACACACACACGGUGGACAGUCCGAGGACGAUUCUCUCUCUCUCCCCGGCAAGAAGACAUCUUACAGCUGCCGACCACCGAGGGAGCUCUGGAACCCUUCCAUGGCGCAGGUACUCCGUAAGAACCGUCGGCGUUCGGGGCGCGGAGACAAAUCGCAACAGCAGUGGAUACAGAUUACCUCAGGUUCCAGAGAGUAGCACCGUGGAACCGCGGCUCGCGUUUGCGGGAUGGAGAAUGGGAUGUCAACUCCGAACGUCUGCAACAAUGGCUCGUUGCGCUCCACCUGCCCUGGCUGCCUAUGUCCUGCAGGCUCGGACUCCUCUUCUUCUCCGUCUAGGUUUCGCUCUCUGUCUCGUUUCCGCUUCUGUCAGUCCGUAUCAGGGCGGCAAAAGACCUGUGCUCAUCACCCAUCGUGAAAUGAACUUGUGGGGCCCUUUUGGUUGAUGACAGCCAGUUUGACUAUCAUGCAAACUACAUACUACGGAGUACCUACCUUACAUGGUAGUUAGUAUACAGGACUAACUAACUGAUAUAGUAUAGACUACUUUUAUUUUGAC
Penicilliopsis zonata CBS 506.65 is the source of this 751-nucleotide messenger RNA. RefSeq lists its product as hypothetical. Bases 90 to 638 code for a protein of 182 amino acids. NCBI's taxonomy places the organism in Eukaryota, Fungi, Ascomycota, Eurotiomycetes, Eurotiales, Aspergillaceae. The record is from RefSeq and is a predicted model, not a curated record. The transcript has a single exon.